This is a messenger RNA of Paraglomus brasilianum, 1480 nucleotides long. The record is from the annotation of a GenBank genome assembly. Lineage: Eukaryota; Fungi; Glomeromycota; Glomeromycetes; Paraglomerales; Paraglomeraceae.
AUGGCUGCCAGGAGAUGGCAGACCAUGUCCGCGGGGAAGCGAGCCCCUUUUGAAGCCGAAGCGGCAUUAAUGGCAGCCAUACAGAACAGCUCGGGGCUGCUUGACCGCCGGAAAAAUCUGGCUCUUGUUCCAGGAUACGAUGCUUAUUUCUCCUUUACAAAGGGGAAGUCUGCAUAUUCUGGUGUCGUUACAUACGUAAAGAAUGCAGUAAUUGCUCCCGUUGCUGCCGAAGAAGGCAUUUCAGGCAUACUUUCCAAGACAGCCUCUGCAGUGAAGGGGCCUGAUGAUACAACACCAGAAGCUCUCAUUGGCUGUAUCCCAUCAGGCUAUACAACAGAAGAGUUGCUUGCCAUAGAUAGCGAGGGAAGAUGUGUAGUACUAGACUUUAAUCUCUUCACUCUUUUUAAUGUCUACUGUCCGAACGAGUCUAGCCUAGAAAGACGCCCGUUUAAGCUGAAAUUCUACGAAAUACUAAAAGCGCGUGUCGAAGGACUUUUACAAGCAGGCAAACAAGUUAUAGUUGUGGGCGAUAUGAACAUUGAGCAUAAGGAAAUAGAUCACUGUAAUCCAAAGGGAGCAAUAAAAGAUAAAGGGUUGAAUGCGUUCGGAGAUCAUCCUGCUCGCAAAUGGUUUGACUCUUUUGUGGUGUCUAAUGGAUCAAUGGUCGAUGUGUGCAGAAUGUUCCACCCUGAUGAGAAGUUCAUGUAUACCUGUUGGUCUACCGUACUUAAUGCGCGACCUGCGAAUUAUGGUGUACGUAUAGAUUACAUAUUAGCAAGUGAGGAUCUCAUGAAAUGGUUCAAAUCUUGCAACAUUGACCCCAAUGUCAUGGGUUCGGAUCAUUGUCCAGUCGUGGCAGAGUUAUAUGAUGAAAUAUAUGAUAAACAAAAGCACGUGUUGCUAGAUGAAAUUAACCUAAAAGAAAAAGGUCAAAGAGUCAAGGUGGAAACGCCUAGACUUUGUGCCAAGUAUAUGGCGAAAUUUGCAGGAAAACAGCAAACCUUGAAAAGCUUUUUCACCGCAGCGGCUCAAAGCAAAGCAACGCUAGGAUUGGGGAAAUUGGCAGCGGAGGGUUCAACUGCGAAUUCGAUCGAGCGUAGCAAUGACACAAGGAUAGACGCAGAUGAAAACACGGAUCAAAAAAAGGACACUUCAUCUGCUGAGAAAUUAACCGCAAAGAGACCCAGAAAACAAUUGACAAAGUCAGUUCAAAAGAAACUCAAUGUUUCAAAGGAACAAAUAUCACCUCCAUGUAGCCAGACGUCAAUAGCCAACUUUUUUAAACCUGCAGCUACAACAGAAGAAAGUGCAGAAGUACCUCAGUCGACCAGUUUUGGUAGUCAAGAUGCGCCAAUUGAUCUGGAUCCUUUGGAAAUAUCCGAUGAAGAUAUAAAAGUAACCACUAAUAAGAAUACAGAGGUGACAAGCAAAUGGAAUGCUCUGUUCACCCCCAAACCAAUACCCAACUGCAAUGUCCAUG